Molecule: messenger RNA, 1254 nt
Organism: Hemibagrus wyckioides
Lineage: Eukaryota; Metazoa; Chordata; Actinopteri; Siluriformes; Bagridae
Gene: fgf17
Product: fibroblast growth factor 17
Exons: 5
Coding region: 374-1018 (214 amino acids)
Biological process (GO): cell differentiation; positive regulation of gene expression; regulation of cell migration
Cellular component (GO): cytoplasm
Molecular function (GO): type 2 fibroblast growth factor receptor binding; growth factor activity; type 1 fibroblast growth factor receptor binding
Source: RefSeq, a predicted model, not a curated record
GACCGGAGACGCGUCGCGCGCUUUCAGAACCGGAGCACGAGCCUGCACACGGGCACUAUGAGCGCGUGCCGCCAAACACAAGUCAGUUAACUAACAAACACCGAUAACACGGAGACACCUAGAGCAUAGGAUGGAACCGCACCGCUGUCCACCGACGAGUUCUUCUGAUUUCGGCUCGGGAUUCGGAUUUAUCCAUUGGGCUUUACUCUCUCUCUGAGGACACUGUACACUGUAUUCAUUAUUUAUUCAUCAUUUCUUAGCAGCUGAUGGAUUUCAAUCUCACCUUUUAAAGCACGCGCUGCUGGAUUACUUGCUUUUUAAAAAAAAAAAAAAAAACACAUUGUUUUUUGGGGGAAAUAAUCUCAAGAAGAAAAUGUAUGGAUUUAACCAGCGCUGUUUUUACUUAUCUUUCCACUUCUUCGUGGUCUGGUGUCAUGCACAGGGGGAGAAUGAGCCUUCUCCUGAUUUUAAGCAGCACGUGAGGGAGCAGGGCGCGCAGACGGACGAGCUCAGCCGGCGGCAGGUGCGCGUCUACCAGCUCUACAGCCGCACCAGCGGGCGCCACGUGCAGAUCCAGGGCAAGCGCGUGAGCGCCACCGCGGAGGACGGCAACACUUUCGCCAGGCUGUAUGUGGAGACGGACACGUUUGGCAGUCGAGUUCGGAUCAAAGGAGCCGAGAGUGGACGAUACCUCUGUAUGAACCGGAGAGGAAAGCUGGUUGGCAAGGCCAGCGGCAGAGGAAGGGACUGCAUCUUCACCGAGAUAGUCCUGGAGAACAACUACACCGCCUUCCAGAACGCCAAGUAUGAUGGCUGGUACGUAGCCUUCAGUCGGAAAGGGAGACCCAUCAAAGCUUCUAAAACCAGGGAGAACCAAAGAGAAGUCCACUUCAUCAAGCGGCUCCACAAAGGUCCGCUUCCUUUCCCCAACUCGGACCGAACGAAACACUUCGAGUUCAUCAGCUUCCCUCCGAUGCGUAGAGCCAAACGCAACAGGAAGUUGCACACGGUUUCCUAAGCCGGGCCCCACACACCCACAGGACUGAUUUUUAUUUUUAUUUUUUACAACAAGACAAAAGAGGAAGCUAUAUUUUUGAUAUUUUCAUAGUUAACGGAUAUUAAAAAAUGCCCAAAAAAAAGAGACGACUCGUUAUAAAGGGGUGACUUGUACAUAUGAGAGAUGAUGUAUAUAUUUAAUAAGCUCAGAAUGUUUGUGUGAAUUUUGUGAGCGCUUUGUGAAGCGAGACGCUGAAU